Messenger RNA from Penicillium bovifimosum, 1635 nucleotides. RefSeq lists its product as uncharacterized. The transcript is spliced from 4 exons. Gene Ontology annotation, biological process: regulation of mRNA processing; protein phosphorylation; spliceosomal complex assembly. Lineage: Eukaryota; Fungi; Ascomycota; Eurotiomycetes; Eurotiales; Aspergillaceae. The record is from RefSeq and is a predicted model, not a curated record. Gene Ontology annotation, molecular function: protein kinase activity; ATP binding. Bases 1 to 1635 code for a protein of 544 amino acids.
AUGACACGCUGCUUGAAUAUACUUGCCAACCCCCUCCGCUUUUCUGUAUCACCGGCGCAAUCUCGGCAUCCUGUCCCAUUUUUCCAAUCCCUUCCGCAACGACCAAAAGGGCAAAAGGUCGACCUGAGCCCCUUUGGACGCCUGGGCUCCACAAUGGCCGAAUACCAUCGCAUCGAGUACAACUGGGUUAAGGGCGUGGAGUCACUUGAUGAAUACCGGCCUGGAGGUUAUCAUCCCGUUAUGGUCGGGGACGUCCUACAAGACCGAUAUCACAUUGUAGACAAGCUUGGUUUUGGAGGCUAUUCGACGGGUUGGCUUGCCCGGGACACUCGUCUACAGCCAUAUGUUGCUGUCAAGAUCAACACAGCAAACUCUCUUCGGCGCGAGGCAAAGAUUCUCAAGGCUCUAUCUGCUCCACUCUCUGGGUCUUCGCCCGUACACCCUGGGCGCGAUAUUCAUUUGAGCAACAUUUUGAUCAAGCUUCCAUCAAGUUUCGACGAGCUUUCUAUCAAGCAACUAUAUGAAAAAUAUGGCGAACCUGAGGCAGUACCUGUUACUCGAUGUGACGGUGAGCCAUUGCCCCCUAAUGCUCCGACCAAGGCCUUUUUGCCCUUGUUCCUAGGCAAAUAUGCGGAGAAGUUCUCAUUAUCCGACGCGCACGUCCUUCUAAGCGACUUUGGUGAGGCUUUUUCUCCAGCCACGGAAACUCGUCUAGGACGAGACUGCCAUACUCCACCCGCGUUCCGAGCUCCAGAAGCCAAAUUCGAAUCACAGAACCCGCUCGGAUAUCCCUCAGAUAUCUGGAGUCUCGCUACGGCAAUCUGGGAGAUCAUUGGAAUGAAGGCAAUUUUUAGCACCGAUUUUGUGCAUGAGGAUGAGAUAGUGUCUCAGCAUGUAGAUGUACUGGGCCCUAUGCCUUCCGAUUGGUGGCAGAACUGGGAAGGACGGUCUCGAUUCUUCGAUGAGUAUGGGUGUCCAACAGACGUUACCACGCACCUCCUGGAGCGGAAUGCCUCUCCAGACACGCUCCUCGAUCGCCUGGAGGAGAUCUACGGCGACCCGAACCUUCGGGCACGGGCCGCCCGACGGCUGCACAACAUCAAGCAGCGUGACGAACAGGCCUUUGCCAAGUUCCUUCCCCAGCUAGAGCGUGAGUUUGCCGACGCCGGAGCCCUGGAUUGGAACGACGAGGCGAAACGGCAGAUUCUGCUUGGUGCACUGAACAGCACCAUGCUCGACGCCCUUUGCAACCGAGGCGUGCCGAGCUCCUUUCAGGCGGUCAUUCGCCGGUUGCACGAGAUCAGCACCGAUCUCGACAUGCGUGACUUGGCGAAACGCACCACACCACGAGGCAACCCAUCCUCCCGCCCUGAGGACCAGGCACUGAUUGGGAAGCGUGCCAAGUGGGUCACGAGUGGAGAGCUGGAGGCCCGAAAGAGAGAAGGACGCUGCCUCCGCCGCGGACGAGAUGGAUCCUGGAUCAAUCGUUGUCCCCUUGCUGCCGCCAAGCGCCCCACUGACGCCACACGGCCUCGGGUGACUACCGCCACCACGAGCAAGGAACGCACGCAAGUGCGAACGGCUACUGUAGAAGAUGUGUCGUCGGAGGACGAGGAGGAGUCGGAAAACGAGUAG